AUGUCGCUCAAUUCAAAGAGCUCGGCCCAACGCCGUAGCAAUCCCUUUGUCCGAGCGGCGUCUCCUUCAUCCUCACCUGUGGUGCAAAGUGCUGGUAGACCAAAGUCGGCGCUAUAUUCCUCGUCAACACCAGGUCUUGGCUUGUCAUCACCUGCCUCUCAUGGCCGGUCCCUGUCCAACAACUCCUUUGGAGCCACUCUCCUCGCGCCAGCGACCGCUGUGCGGCACCAAAGGAACGAGUCGCGAAAUGCAACACCCACCUCUAGCACGUUCGCACCUUCAUUUAUCAAGUCUGAAGAGAUGAAGCGCGAGCUUGUUACGGUCAAUGGCAUCGAGGGAGAAAAUGACUUUUCAGGAAAGCGAUAUGUGUGGGUUAAGGAUCCGCAGCUUGCCUUCAUCAAGGGAUGGGUUGUAAAAGACAUUGGGGCCAACCGCAUCGUCGUUCAAACCGAGGACGGAACUCAGCGAGAACUCGACACGGAAAGCGUUGACAAGGUCAAUCCUGCGAAAUUCGACAAAGCAAACGACAUGGCCGAGUUGACGCAUUUAAACGAGGCCUCGGUCGUCCACAACCUCCAUAUGCGAUACCAGUCGGAUUUGAUCUACACCUACUCGGGGCUUUUUCUUGUCACAGUCAACCCCUACUGUCCGCUGCCCAUCUACACAAACGAGUACAUCAACAUGUACAAAGGCCGAAGCCGAGAAGACACCAAACCGCACAUUUUCGCCAUGGCCGACGAAGCUUUCCGGAACUUGGUCGAGGAGGGUAGAAACCAAAGCAUCCUGGUCACUGGCGAAUCUGGUGCGGGCAAGACGGAAAACACCAAAAAAGUCAUCCAGUACCUGGCAGCUGUGGCUCCGUCCGAAGCGCCAACACGAAGUCGGUCUCACCACGCGAACCUGUCUCAGCAGAUCCUGCGGGCCAAUCCGAUACUGGAAGCGUUCGGUAACGCGCAGACGGUUCGGAACCACAACUCGUCUCGAUUCGGAAAGUUUAUCCGCAUCGAAUUCAACAGGACCGGCUCCAUCGCCGGAGCCUUCAUCGACUGGUACUUGCUUGAGAAAUCACGAGUCGUGCGCAUCAACUCCCACGAACGCAGCUACCACAUCUUUUACCAGCUUCUGAAGGGAGCUAGCGGUCAGAUCAAGAAGCAGUUGCUCCUGGACGGGCUGGGCGUUCAACACUUUGCUUAUACCCGGAAUGGCCACGACAGCAUUGUCGGAGUAUCUGACGCGGACGAGUGGAAUUCUUUGAUGGAGGCCUUUGAGGUUAUGGGGUUUUCGGACGAGGAGCAACUUUCCAUUCUGCGCACAGUGGCCGCGGUCCUGCACCUGGGCAACAUCGAGGUUGUCAAGGAGAGCCGUGCUGCCGAUCAAGCUCGCCUGACCCCGGAAGCAAAGGAGCAGGUGGCGAUUGUGUGCAAGCUUCUCCAGGUCCCCGUGGAGCCCUUUGUUCAGGGCCUGCUUCAUCCAAAGGUGAAGGCUGGGAAAGAGUGGGUUGAGAAGGUGCAAACACCGGAACAGGUUCGACUCAGCUUGGACGCCUUGUCCAAGGGCAUCUACGAACGCGGUUUCGGAGACCUUGUUUCCCGCAUCAAUCGACAGCUGGACAGGACUGGCAUGGGCAUGGAAGACUCUCACUUUAUCGGGGUCCUUGACAUUGCCGGUUUUGAAAUCUUCGAGGACAACAGUUUCGAGCAGUUGUGCAUCAACUACACAAACGAAAAGCUCCAGCAGUUUUUCAACCACCACAUGUUUGUCCUUGAGCAAGAGGAGUAUUCCCGGGAGCAGAUUGAGUGGCAGUUUAUCGAUUUCGGUCGUGAUUUGCAGCCUACCAUUGACCUCAUUGAACUGUCGAACCCUAUCGGAGUCUUUUCAUGCCUCGACGAAGACUGCGUCAUGCCGAAGGCGACGGACAGGUCCUUCACCGAGAAGCUGCACUCGCUGUGGGACAAGAAGUCAACCAAAUACAGACCCUCCCGGCUUGGACACGGCUUCCUGCUCACCCAUUACGCGGCCGAGGUGGAAUACUCUACCGAAGGAUGGUUGGAGAAGAACAAGGACCCGCUGAACGAUAACAUCACGCGCCUGCUCGCUUCAUCAUCCAACAGACACAUUGGCGAGCUUUUCGCCGACUGUGCCGACACCGACGAGGAGCUUGGGAUUGGCCGCAGUCGGGUGAAAAAGGGACUCUUCCGCACUGUUGCCCAAAGACACAAGGAGCAACUACACAGCCUCAUGGCGCAGCUUCAUUCCACACAUCCUCACUUUGUGCGAUGCAUUCUUCCCAACCACAAGAAGCGUCCAAAGCAGUUCAACAACCUCCUCGUGCUGGACCAACUGCGCUGCAACGGUGUUUUGGAAGGCAUAAGGAUUGCGAGAACGGGGUUCCCCAACAGACUUCCGUUCGCCGAGUUCCGCCAACGAUACGAAGUCCUCUGCUCCAACAUGCCCAGCGGAUACUUGGAGGGACAGGCGGCCGCGGCCAUGAUGCUGGGAAAGCUCUGCCUCGACAAAACACUCUACCGCGUAGGCCUGACAAAAGUCUUCUUCCGGGCUGGCGUUCUGGCGGAACUGGAAGAGCAGAGAGACGCCUUGAUCACCGAGAUCAUGGCUCGAUUCCAGUCGGUAGCCAGAGGCUUUGUCCAGAGGCGGGCGGCCUACAAGAGGCUUUUCCGAACCGAGGCAACGAGGAUCAUCCAGAGGAACUUCAAUGUCUACUUGGAUCUGGCCGAGAACCCGUGGUGGCAGCUCAUUGUUAAGAUGAAGCCUCUGCUCGGAGCCACCCACACCGCCACCGAGGUGAAGAAGCGAGACCUCAUGAUCAAGCAGCUGAACGAGAAGAUGCGGCUCGAUGCCGAGAAACGCGCCAAGCUGGAAGAUGACCGCCGCAACACACAUGCCGAAAUGGUGCGAAUUCAGCAGACACUGGAGAGCGAACGGGCUCUGGCCUUGGACAAGGAGGAGAUAUUCAAGCGACUUCAGACUCGAGAGGCCGAGCUCGAAGAAAAGCUCGCGGGCGCAAUCGACGACCAGGAAAGAUUGGAAGACCAGCUCGACGAUCUCAUGGCAGCCAAGGGCCGGGCGGAAGAGGAGGUGGAGAAGUUUAGACUCCAGCUGGAGCAGGCAGCCUCGCUGAUUGGCAAAUUGGAGGAAGAGAAGAGCAAGCUGUCGGCGAAAAAUGCCGAGCUGGAGGACGCCAUCAAGGAAAUUUCUCAAAAGCAAGCCGAACGGAGCGAGCGCGAAGCUGCCCUUGCUGACGAGGUCAAAGUGCUCCAGAGCCAGCUGAACCUCAAAGACCGCAAAGCCCAAGAUCUGGAAGGCAAGCUGCUGCGACUAGACCAGGAUUCGCAACUUCAGCUGCGUACCGCGCAAAAGGAGGUCGAGGCGGCCAAGUCACGAGAAACUCGUCUUGGCCAAGAGAAUAGAGACGUCAAACAGCAGCUCUCACAGCUCUCCAAGACGUCGACAGACUACGAAGAUUUGGUCAGGAGCAAGGAGAGCGAGCUGGCUCUUCUCCGAAGCGACAAGAGAAAGUUUGAGCACGAGCGACGCGCCUUGGAGGACCAGAAGAAAGCACUGACCGAGGAGAAAAACAAGGUUUCCGGCAGGUUCCGGGAUGUCCAAGCUGAAAUCGACGCCAUGAAGUCGAGGCACUCUCAACUCGAACGCGAGGCCGAGGAAGCCAAGGCAUUGCUUGCUGCCAGGCUCUCUGAAGAUGCGCAGGCGGAUCAGAACCGCUCGCUCCUCGAGGCCCAGAUUAAGGAUCUCAAAGAAGAACUGUACAGCACCCAGAUGGACUUGAGCCGGGAACGCCAAUCCCGGGACGACGUUUUACUGCUUGGAGAACACAAAUACGGCACUCUCAAGGACGAGUACGAUACAUUGAACGAAUCCAAAAUUGUCAUCGAGAAGGAGCUCUACGUUCAGCAGGACACUUUGAGGAGGACGAUGGAAGCGCGCUCCGCCGUCGAAAGGGAGCGCGAUGAAGCCCGGGACGAGAUUCGGCGGCUUCGCGUCGAGAAGACGCAAGCCGAAGAAGCCCGAAUCCAGGCCGAGGUUUCCGGCGAGCGUCAGGCCUCCAAGAUGGCGCGAGAAAGGGAAGCUAGCCUACGAAAGGACUUGGACGCUGCCCACGACCGAUUGCGCUGGUUCGAAGAGGAGUGCGCCAAGCUUAACCACGAGAUUGAGGGCCUGAACAAGUUGAUUGCAUCAUCUGGCGAGUUUGGGUUGAAGAAUGACCAAGCAAAGGAGAGGAUGGGGCGGGAACUCAACACAGUCAAGAGCCGGCUAGCGGCGUCAGAAAAUGAUAAUCGGGCGCUCCUCAACAAGCUGCAGCAAAAGGGACUCGAGAUUGCAAGAUCUACCUCCCGGGCCAACGAGGCUGCUCGCGGCCAGGUGAUUGGUCUGCGGAAGGAGAAGUCGAGGCUCGAGGAGCAGAAUGCGAACCUGAACAAGCAGCUCGGUGACGCUCAUCUUGCCAUUGCGUCUCUCGAGAAGAAGACGGAAAAGCUGUUGCUGAACCUCGAGGAUCUCAAUCACGAGGUUGCCCGAGAAAUACAAUCGAGCAGGAAUGCAGAGAAGGCGUCCUCCAAUUUCACUGUUCAGCUGGCAGAGGCAAAUCGCACAAUCGAUUCCGAACGUCAGCUGCGCACGCAGUCGCAAGCAACCGCCCGAGCGUUGCAGGCUACCUUGGAUGCCAGAGACAAGGAACUUCAAGAUCUGCGCGCGCAAAUGCUCAACGUUUUGAAGACUGUCGAUCCCGAGAUUCGCAUUCCACCCCCCUCGGAUGAUGGCAAGCAAAAGGCACUGCUGAAAACCCUGGAUUUGGCACGCAAGGUUGAGGAGCUUCAGCAAAACCUCCGGGUGCAGACGGCGGCCAGGGUCAAUGCAGACAGCCAAAUUGCCGAGCUUCGAGCCACGCGACGUGACAGCGAAAGCCGACCAAAGCUGGAGGAAAUCAGCCUUAACGAGGCGCCCUUCAGCAAUGGCUCACCGAGCCAUCGACGAGCAAUCAAGCUCGGUGCACGUCGUUUCUCGAACACCUCGACUCCCAGAAAGGCUAACCAGGAAACCACCGAGCUGCACGACACUGGCAAGUCGGACAAGACCGUGGACACGUUCGCCGUCAACAACCGGAUGGACUUGAAAGCCGAAGUGGAAGAGCUGCAGAACCAGCUUCAAAUCUCCCGGAUGCAAAACCGCCACCUCCAAAGCCAGUUGGAUCGAAGCGCUUCCGCCACCCAGGAGCUCCUGAGCGAGCAGAGCCCUUCUCUCCGACGAAUGCAAAAGUUGGAAUCGGUCAACAGUAGGCUGCACGAAAUGCUCGACGACUCGAGCAAGAAGGUUUCGGCCCUCGAGAAGAACAUCCGCACUGGCGAGCUAUCCUUGCGGGAUGUCCAAGCUAGAACUCACGAGGAAAUACUCGACGUUCUGAACAGCCAAGAAGAGUCGCGUCGCGCUCUACUGCACAGCCACAAGGAUGCGGUUGCCGAGUUGACUGAUGUCAAGUCUCACUUUGACAAGAUGCGGCACGAGAGGGCAAAGCUGGAAGUAGAACUGCGCGACACAAAAUCAGACCUUCAAGAAAUGACCAUGGCGCGGGAGCAAGAGGCGCAAAGCCGCAGCCAGCUUUUGCAGGAAUACACGGACCUUCAAAUCCGGCUCGACGCAGAGUCUUCAAAGCUGGCCGACGUCACCCUCGGCCUGGAAACGUACAAGGGCCGGGCAGACGAGUACUUUGGCAAACUGGAACAGGCGGAAAUUGCCGUCCUCAAAGCAAGCCGCGCCGAGCAGUUUGCCAAGGCACAAGCGAAGGAAUCGGAGGACACGUACAGCGAAGUCAUGGCCGAGCGGCAGAAAAUGGAUGCCGCCAUCGAAGACUUGCAGCGCCAGAACCAGCGGCUGGAAGAACGCAUCGAGGACAUCUCGACGGACCUGCAAUCGGUCACGCAGGCCAAGAAACGACUUCAGCACGAGCUCGAGGAUUACCGCAGCCAGCGUGCCAUGGACAUCGAGGACAAGGAAUCGAGCAUGGAACAGACUCGCAAAAAGUACCAGGCAGAAUUCACCACCCUGACCAAGGAGUUGGACCUCGCCCGCCAAGAGAAGCUCUACAAGCAAGCCGAAAUCGCGCGACUUCGCGAGGAGCUCGACGACCUCCGCUCCAAGUGGGAUGACGAAGUCUUGAACAGCUCGACCUGGUCCAAAGAAAAGUCUCGUCUGGAGUCUACCCUUGCCGAUGUGGCUGCUUCUCGCGACGAAGCCGUCAAUGCCCAUAACGAAGCGCAAGGCAAGGUUGUGUCGCUGCUGUCCCAAGUACGCACAUUGAGAUCGUCGGUGGACGAAAUCACGUCGGAGCGCGACCUGCUCCUGAGAGAAAAACGAAGUGUGGAAGCUCGUCUUCAAGAAGCCAAGGCUGGGUUGGAAGAGCUGGUCCAGGGUGAAAGCCCAUCUCUUCGAGAUGCCGCGACCGUGGACAAGGCGGUGUUGGAUCUCAGGUCUAGCCUCGCGCAUCAAGAGGACGUUGCGGCAGCGGCAGUUGAGAAGAUGAGGCGCGCAGAGGCACUCGUUUCUGAUGUUCAGAAGGAAAUCGCCGCCGAGCGCGAGGCGAGCACAGAGCUUCAGAAACAGAAAGCGGCCCUGGAGAAGACUCUCAACGAAGCCCAGCUCAAGCUGAUAGACUUGGAGACCAAGGAAUUCUCCACCGCGAGCCAAGACAUUAAGUUUUUACACAAGCGAAUUCAGGAGCUCGAAUCUCAACUGGAAGACCACGAGACAGAGCGAUCUAAAUCGCAACGUUCAAACCGCAAUAUCGACCGCACGGUGAAGGAUCUUCAAUCACAGAUUGAACGCAAAGAGAAGCAAAACAUUCAGUUGUCAGAGGACGUGAACCGCAUGCGAGACAAGGUUGACAAGCUUUUGAAAACAAUCGACGAGCUUCAGGCGUCCGAGUCGACAACUCAGCUAUCAGUAAGACGAGCUGAACGAGAGCUCCGGGAAGAAAAGGAAAAGGCUUUGCGGCUGGAAAAAGAGCUUGAAGGCUGGAAGGGCCUCAGGUCGGAGAAGGCCUCCAUGGUCGAAAGCCUUCGAAGCCGUAUUGACAGCCCAGAUGCUCUCAACAGAACCGGUAGCAUCAGCAGGGUACCUAGUAUGUCAAAGGGUUUCAUCUAA
Messenger RNA from Ustilaginoidea virens, 7173 nucleotides. RefSeq lists its product as uncharacterized. The record is from RefSeq and is a predicted model, not a curated record. Gene Ontology annotation, cellular component: myosin complex. The coding region runs from base 1 to 7173 and encodes 2390 amino acids. NCBI's taxonomy places the organism in Eukaryota, Fungi, Ascomycota, Sordariomycetes, Hypocreales, Clavicipitaceae. Gene Ontology annotation, molecular function: cytoskeletal motor activity; actin filament binding; ATP binding. The transcript is spliced from 3 exons.